Molecule: messenger RNA, 373 nt
Organism: Phanerochaete carnosa HHB-10118-sp
Lineage: Eukaryota; Fungi; Basidiomycota; Agaricomycetes; Polyporales; Phanerochaetaceae
Exons: 1
Coding region: 108-371 (87 amino acids)
Source: RefSeq, a predicted model, not a curated record
CCAUCACCCACGCCGCUGGGCGACUUCACGCGUCGUAUUUCACUCAUCCCGUACAUAUCCCAUUGGUAGCCUUCGCAAAACUCCUGGUACGCCGUAACAAACCAAUUAUGGCGACGAAGAACUCUUCGCAAGGCCCGGUCCUUGAUCUCCUAGUCAUCGCAUACGGCUCGUCUGCGAGCGACCCCGCCGAAGACUCUCGCUUUACCGGCGAAGACCAAAGACGCGUUGAAGUCAAAUUCGCGCCCAUCGUGCCUGUCGAGGUCGCGGGCAACUUGCGUCGCAUGCAGGACUGGGCUCGUGAGGCCGUCCGUAGCUUGAUGCCUGAAGUGAAGCACAGCAACCACUGGCACUGCGAAUUCUGCAGUGUGUAGCU